UAACAAGGUAUACGUGCACACGACGUGCGUAGUCGGCCAUUGCAUGCAAGUUGCAGCUCGUCCCCUCUCGAGUUGCGCUUUGAAGUAUUGUUAUAUUGUUCGUAAUUAUGGGUGUUCUAGUUGUUAAAAAAUCCACUACAUGCAGAAAAAGUAGGAUCAGUAGAAUGGUGCUAGGGUUGUAUUCCUAGGUAUAGCACACUUUUUUCUAGACAUCCGGGUACUAGAGCCAUCGAAGGCACAAUUUUACAUAUAUAUAUAUAUAUCAAUCACGACCGUGUCUCGUUCGCGAGAAUAGAUUUUUGAAAAAAUACAAUCAGAAUCGCUUUAGCUAGAUCCCUACAGUUGGAGUGACUAACAAUAAGAAACAGUUCGACUUGUUUACUCUCGUAAGCCACAUUUUGGUAUCGUAGUGAUUUCUUCGCAUCGACUUAUUUUUUUUUCUUAAAUAAAUACCAAUUUCAACAAGUUUUUGAGACAAUUAUACACCAUCAUGGGAUCGUCAGGCCAACCAGACCGUUCUCUUGGCGGAGGGUUAUCCUUGCCGCAGUGGAUGAAGAACAAAAUUGAUGCAAGAUUUGACUUUGACGAUUCUACAUUCAGUCCACCUUCUUACGACGACAGCUUCUUUUACGUACGAUAUCCUAAAAGGGAAGAGAAAAAACCUGCAGAGGAAGGAUUCAGACCUAUUAGCGAGGUUUUGAACGAAAAUAAAACCAUCACGGCGGCCACACAAGUGACAUCAUCUCAACCUCAACCUCCUGACUUCAAGGGGGUCAAGGAAAUUGAUUUCAGCAAACACCCGUUGCCUUGUCAACCCUUCAUACCAAAUGCUGUCCAGAAAGUCACGGAUCCAAAACCACCGAAGGCAACUCAUGUUGGAAAAGUGAAAUCUCAGGGUAUUGACGAUGGUUUUCAUGGUCAGUCAGCACUCUGCGGUAAAUCAAUCGUCCACGUAGCUCAUCAAAUGACGUCAGGAAAAGUGACAAAGGGUUUCUCCGUCGAAGCAAAUCAGAUUCAAGAAUCCGCACAAUGCACAUCGAGAAAAGAAAGUAAAUCCUUGCCUGCUACUCCGCUGACGUCGCCCGCAUCGACACCAGAUAAUUCUCCCAAACCACGACGGAAGUUGAUACAAUCAAAUCGCUAUUUCACUGGAGCAUACUUACCUGACAAGGAGAAAUAUCAGGGAGGCUGGAUUCUGGCUAGCAUCUUGGGUCAACAGCGAGAAUCUAUAGUCACUAAAAUCGCGGAAGAAGAUGAAUCAGAAGAGGUCGCUACACCAAUGCCGACGAAUCUUAAUCGUAAGAAGUCAAUUUCGUCGCAGAAUUUGACGUAUAUACCACCAAACGACACUGCCGCGCCAUUGAGUAACAAAAACGUGUACACGAAUGUAUUUCAAGCAAAACCUUCGGAGUUGAGAGAAAUGAACUUUUGGUCCCCCACUUCAAUGUAAUUCUAUUUUCUCCUCACUUACUUAUCUGUACAUUUCUAAAUCAUAUUCACAUCGAUAGACAUGUACAUGUACGAUGGGCUGUUACAGUGAUGAUUAGUGUUCCUCAGAUCCGACUUUCGUAUGGAAGGAGUUUUUCAUGUAUUUUAUCUUCAUUUUUGUCGAUUCUUCAUUGCUUCUGAGUGUAACAGCUUUGCAAUAAAGACGAAAGUCAUCACUUUUGUAUUUCUGACUAUGCAGAAAAAAUUAUCUGAAGUGUUAGUUUCCAUUAUUCAUAAUUUUUUCUCGAGUUUUUUUUUUUUUACCAUAUAACGAUCAUCAUGAUUAUCGGAUUUAACGAUCCGCUCGGACCUAAAUUUUCGUGAUUUUCAAUGAAUUUGAUAUGUGAAGCACUCUCCGGUGUUUGCAUUAUCCGUUUUUCUUCCAUCUAUUUAGUAUCAUUAUUAUUUAUAGCUUUUUUGGCUCUAAUCUUAUAAGCAAAAGUUAGAAUCACUCUAUUUCUGAUUGUAUUUUGCCAUAUGUUCAAUGAAUCUACUUAUAUCAGUAUAAUAGUGGUACAUAAGUUUAAACUUUUUCCUCAACACUAAUUUGACCUGGCGGUUAAGGCUACGCUGAGAUUUCACCGAUUUUUUUUUUUUUUUUUUUUUAACCAAUUUUUGUCUAAUAUUUUGACAAUAGAAAGUAUUUAUUUAUUUGAUUCCAAGGAAAUUUUAGCACUUCUUGAUGGCUUUGAGCUAUAAUUUAUUAUAAAUUGGUGUGUCAUAUGUAUAGUAUAAAACGUAGAGGAAAAAGUAUAAGCAGAGUAACAGUUAACUUUUAAACAGAAUAAAGUACAAAUUCUAUAUUUAUUGCAAUUCAAGUUUCGACCAAAUCCAAAGCAGAAUUAUAAUCACUGUAAAAGGCAUCUUUAAAGAUGCACUCAGACACUUAAUGCGAAUUCCAAAAUAUUCGAUGAUUUGAAAACAAGCAAGAUAAAAAGUAUAAUGAAGAUGAAUAAGUCUAAUCAAAAAAGUUUUCCCGAAAAAAAAAAAAAGAAUACGGCGUAUAUUUUUUGCUCUUUAUAUUAAAUGGCAA
Messenger RNA from Diprion similis, 2521 nucleotides. RefSeq lists its product as uncharacterized. The record is from RefSeq and is a predicted model, not a curated record. The coding region runs from base 491 to 1450 and encodes 319 amino acids. The transcript has 4 exons. Lineage: Eukaryota; Metazoa; Arthropoda; Insecta; Hymenoptera; Diprionidae.